Protopolystoma xenopodis is the source of this 447-nucleotide messenger RNA. The record is from the annotation of a GenBank genome assembly. NCBI's taxonomy places the organism in Eukaryota, Metazoa, Platyhelminthes, Monogenea, Polystomatidea, Polystomatidae.
AUGCUGACGUUUAAGCUCCGGUCAAAUCACACCAUCGACACUACACCGACUCUCCCCGGCUUCGUUUCUGCCUCUGUCACUCUCUUAAUCCUAAAUCUGGUCUGGUCGGGCUCGGAUAAGUCUCAUCAUUCUCCACUGCCUUCCGGGAUCCACCCAGAAGUCUCGGCAACGCUCUGGCUCCAGAAGCAUGGCCUUGUGCUCCUCUUUUGCCUCGUGUCUCGGACAUCUCGUUCUCUCCUUUUUGACAGCUCACUCCAUUCGGCCUUGAGGCUUCUGCUGAGUCGACAUUUUUCUGUCUUGCCGUCUGGCCUUUUUGUGGGGGGGGCAGCACUCCUCCUCCUCCUCCUGGUACAAUUAGUUAGCCCCAUUUUCCAGGAUUUGCGUAUAAACCGAGUCGCUUUGGGACUACACUUGCUCGCGAAGAUGAACUUAAUCAGGCUGGCGUAA